Molecule: messenger RNA, 3585 nt
Organism: Gossypium raimondii (Peruvian cotton)
Lineage: Eukaryota; Viridiplantae; Streptophyta; Magnoliopsida; Malvales; Malvaceae
Exons: 17
Coding region: 85-3429 (1114 amino acids)
Biological process (GO): lactose catabolic process
Cellular component (GO): beta-galactosidase complex
Molecular function (GO): beta-galactosidase activity; carbohydrate binding
Source: RefSeq, a predicted model, not a curated record
UCAGAUAAUAUCUCUAAAAAAAAGCUAUAAAAUUUCAGUAUUUCACUUCACAGUCUGGUGUAUGCUGAAAAGUGAAAAAGAAAAAUGGCUUCUUUGAUAGUAAGUCAACUUGGUUUUCCAUCAGAAAAUGGUUACAAAGUGUGGGAAGAUCAAUCUUUUAUUAAAUGGAGAAAAAGGGACCCUCAUGUUACUUUGCAUUGCCAUGAAUCUGUUGAAGGAUCUCUUAAAUACUGGUAUGAACGCAAUAAAGUGGACCUUUCAGUAUCCAAAUCGGCAGUUUGGAAUGAUGAUGCUGUUCAGAGUGCACUUGAGAGUGCGGCUUUUUGGGUCAAAGGCUUGCCUUUCGUCAAGUCUUUGUCUGGUUAUUGGAAAUUUUUAUUGGCUUCCAAUCCUACUGCUGUUCCGAAAAAUUUCUAUGAAAGUUCAUUUCAGGAUUCCGAUUGGGAAACUUUGCCGGUUCCUUCCAAUUGGCAAAUGCAUGGAUAUGAUCGGCCUAUUUAUACCAACGUUGUGUAUCCGUUUCCGCUUGAUCCUCCUCAUGUUCCUACUGAUAACCCUACAGGCUGUUACAGGACAUACUUUCACAUUCCUAAAGAAUGGAAGGGUCGCCGGAUUUUGUUGCACUUCGAAGCUGUUGAUUCUGCCUUCUGUGCUUGGGUAAACGGAGUCCCUAUUGGAUACAGUCAGGAUAGUAGAUUGCCUGCUGAGUUUGAAAUAACAGAUUAUUGCUAUUCAUGUGACUCGGACAAGAAGAACGUUCUAUCCGUUCAAGUAUUUAGGUGGAGUGAUGGAUCUUACCUUGAAGAUCAAGAUCAUUGGUGGUUAUCCGGUAUUCACCGUGAUGUGCUUCUCCUUUCUAAACCACAGGUCUUCAUUGCGGAUUACUUUUUCAAAUCAAACCUUGCUGACAACUUUUCUUAUGCAGAUAUACAGCUUGAAGUGAAAAUAGAUUGCUCGAGAGAAACACCUAAAGAUAUAGUGCUUACGGACUUUAUCAUAGAAGCUGCAUUAUAUGAUGCUGGGAGCUGGUACAACUGUGAUGGAAAUGUUGAUCUGCUGUCAUCGAAUGUGGCUAACAUAGAGCUCAACCGCUUUCCCACUCAAACUCUAGGAUUUCAUGGUUAUAUGCUUGAGGGGAAACUAGAAAACCCCAAGUUAUGGUCAGCAGAACAUCCGAAUUUGUACACACUGGUUAUCAUACUUAAGGAUGCAUCUGGCAAAAUAGUCGACUGUGAAUCAUGCCUAGUUGGUAUAAGACAAGUAUCGAAAGCCCCUAAGCAGCUACUUGUUAACGGGCAUCCUGUCGUAAUAAGAGGUGUGAACAGGCAUGAGCAUCAUCCGCGUUUGGGGAAGACAAACAUAGAGGCUUGCAUGGUUAAGGACUUGGUCGUAAUGAAGCAAAACAAUAUCAAUGCUGUGAGAAACAGCCACUAUCCUCAACAUCCCCGUUGGUAUGAGUUGUGUGACCUGUUUGGAAUGUAUAUGAUAGAUGAAGCCAAUAUUGAAACACAUGGUUUUGAUCUUUCUGGACAUCUGAAGCAUCCUACUCAGGAACCUAGUUGGGCUGCUGCGAUGAUGGACCGUGUUAUAGGCAUGGUUGAAAGGGACAAAAAUCAUGCAUGCAUUUUUUCGUGGUCCUUGGGAAAUGAGGCUGGAUAUGGACCUAAUCAUUCUGCUUCAGCUGGAUGGAUUCGUGGAAGAGAUCCUUCACGAGUAGUACAUUAUGAAGGUGGUGGAUCUAGAACCCCAUCCACCGAUAUUGUAUGCCCAAUGUACAUGCGUGUAUGGGAUGUAGUGAAGAUUGCAAAAGAUCCAAAUGAAUCUCGUCCUUUGAUAUUGUGCGAGUAUUCACAUGCCAUGGGAAACAGCUGUGGAAACAUACAUGAAUAUUGGGAAGCAAUUGAUAACAUUUUUGGCCUUCAAGGUGGCUUUAUAUGGGAUUGGGUUGACCAGGCCCUAUUGAAGGACAAUGGAAAUGGUAGCAAAUACUGGGCUUAUGGUGGUGACUUUGGGGAUUCUCCCAAUGAUUUAAACUUCUGCUUGAAUGGCAUUACAUGGCCAGAUCGAACUCCUCAUCCCACCUUACACGAGGUUAAGUAUGUCUAUCAACCGAUCAAGGUUUAUCUAAGGGAAAGCACAGUUAAGAUAAAGAACACUAAUUUUUAUGAGACAACAGAAGGAUUGGUGUUUGAAUGGGCUGUUCUUGGGGAUGGCUGUGAACUUGGAUGUGGAAUUCUCUCCCUUCCUGUGAUUGAACCUCAGAGCAGCUAUGAUAUCGAAUGGAAGUCUGGCCCAUGGUAUCCUCUAGGGGCUUCCUCAGAUGCCGAAGAAAUAUUUUUAACAAUCACUACUAAACUUUUGCACUCCAAGAGGUGGGUAGAAGUUGGUCAUGUGGUUUCAUCGACACAAGUCCAGUUGCCUUCCAAAAGAGAUAUUGUACCUCAUAUCAUCAAAACAAAAGACGAUGUCCUUUCCACCGAAAUUCUUGGGGAUAAUAUCAUUAUUAGCCAGUCGAAGCUAUGGGAGAUUACAUUUAAUACAAAAACUGGAAGUCUCGAUAGUUGGAAGGUUGAAGGUGUCCCUAUAAUGAAAAAUGGCCUGUUCCCAUGCUUUUGGCGAGCACCAACAGACAAUGACAAAGGGGGAGGUCCGAGCAGUUAUCAGACUAAGUGGAAAGCUGCCUGCAUUGAUGAGAUAGUUUUUCUUACUGAAAGCUGUUCUAUACAAAAUAAGACGGACAAUGUUGUGAAAAUAGCAGUUGUUUACCUUGGUUUCAUUAAGGGUGAGGAUGGCACUUUAGAUGAGUCGAAAAAAGCAAGUGCUUUAUUCAAAGUUGACAUGCUUUACACAAUCCAUGCGUCUGGUGACAUCGUAAUUGAAUCCAAUGUAAAACCAAGUUCUGGUCUUCCUCCUUUACCACGUGUUGGAGUUGAAUUCCACUUGGAAAAGUCGGUGGACCAAGUGAAAUGGUAUGGAAGAGGGCCAUUUGAGUGUUACCCAGAUCGAAAAGCAGCAGCACAUGUUGGGGUUUAUGAGCAAUCAAUAGAAGGGAUGCAUGUUCCUUAUAUAGUUCCAGGGGAGUCCGGAGGUAGAGCGGAUGUCAGAUGGGUGACAUUUCAAAACAAGGAUGGCUGUGGAAUUUAUGCUUCAACAUACGGAAAAUCUCCACCUAUGCAAUUAAAUGCAAGUUAUUUUAGCACCGCUGAGCUUGAUCGGGCAGUGCGCAAUGAAGAACUUAUCAAAGGGGAUACCAUUGAGGUCCAUCUUGACCACAAGCACAUGGGUAUCGGUGGAGAUGAUAGCUGGACACCCAGCGUACACGAGAACUAUCUGGUUCCAGCCGUGCCGUACUCGUUCUCAAUCCGGUUAUGUCCCGUAACUUCAGCUACUUCUGGCCAAAAUCUCUACAGGUCCCAACUUCAAAACUGAGUUCAUUCUCAUUGUGUUUUAUUUGCAAGAUAUGAGGGAUGCCCUUAGUUUGACACUGUAAUAAGGCGUUCCCAUUGAACUUUCUUUUCAUGCGGAUUCAAAUGUGGCUUUAUGUUAAUAAAUAAAUAAAAGAAAAUCUUAUUUCCAUACCCAAAA